CUGGCGAGCAAGACGCGACUUGAAGUCUUGAACAAAUGAAUAAAUGAUUUUUUCAAUUACACAUGUAUAUUUUUUCUCCACAGCCAUGUUUUCACUGGUACUAUUCUUCUCAGGUUUCUUUACCCUCACACUGUGUGUCCCUCAUUAUGUCUUUGUGAAUGAAUCCAAGACUUGGGCAGAAGCUCAGAGAUACUGUAGAGAUAAAUACACUGAUCUGGCCACUACUGAAAAUGAACAACAGACUGUUCAGUUGAUGGACACAGUGAAUGAUGAUUCCAUUGAUUUGGCCUGGAUUGGACUCUAUGAUGAUCUGAACAGUUGGAAAUGGACUCUAGAAGACAGUGAUUUCUUCAAUGUGGGAGGGAAAGACUUCAGGAACUGGUAUAACCCAGGACCAGGAAAUUCUGCAGCACAAAGUCUGUGUGUGUAUAUGAACAGUGGGGUAUGGUAUACAACAAGCUGCUCCAAUACAUUUUAUCUUUCUGUCUGCUAUGAUGGAAGACAAAAUGCCAGUGCUACUUAUGUUUUAAUUUACCAGUACAAAAACUGGACUGAAGCUCAGAGUUACUGCAGAGAACAUCACACAGACCUCGUCAGUAUCAGGAAUGAGACUGAAAACCAGAAGAUCCAGUAUUUAUUACGGAAUUAUUAUUAUUAUGCCGUUUGGAUUGGACUGUACAGAACCAGAUCUUGGUCAGAUCAGAGCAACUCUUCAUUUAGUUACUGGAGCACAUGGCAACCAGAUACUGCAGGAUCCUGCACUGUAGUCUCAUUUAGUGAUUCUGGGAAAUGGGCAGAUGAAAACUGCAAUUAUGCAUUUCCUUUCUUUUGUCACAAUGCAUCAUCUCACCAGUAUCAUUUUGUGAAUGAAUCAAAGACCUGGACUGAAGCUCAGAGAUUCUGCAGACAGAAUUACACUGAUCUGGCCACCAUUGAUAACAUGGAGGAAAUGAACAGUCUGAUCAACACAGUUAAUGGGAGUUACAGCGGCUCAGCCUGGAUUGGACUGUAUGAUGAUGUGAACAGCUGGAGAUGGUCAUUGGAGGACAAUGAUUUCUAUCAGGAAGGAGAGAGAGAUUUCAGGAAUUGGUAUCAUGAACCCAACAAUGAUGGGGGGAAUCAGCUGUGUGUUUACAUGAGUUAUGAUGGAAAAUGGUAUGAUAUAUCAUGUGACAACACUCUGACAUUCGUUUGUUAUGAUGGCAGAGAGACUGCCACACAGAGUUACAUCAGAAUAUAUGAUGGGAAAACCUGGUCAGAGGCUCGUAGAUACUGCAGAGAGCAUUACACAGAUCUCGCCAAUGUGAGAAAUCAGACUGAGAACCAGAUGAUCCUUGGGGUAUCAGGUGGAUAUGGAGUCUGGAUCGGACUGUACAGAAACAGGGUUUGGUCAAACAAUCAGACUACUGGUUAUCAAAACUGGAGGCCGCAAAUUCCGGGGUCACAGUCACAACCAGAUAAUGGAAAUGGUCAAGCUUAUGAAUAUGGAUAUCAGCACUGCACUGCAGUAUCAUUCAGAUAUUCAGGCCGAUGGACAGAUGAGAUCUGUGUAUCCAGCAUGCCUUUCCUCUGCUACAGCAGAACCUGCACACAAUCUUCAUGCACCCGUCAGUAUCACUUUGUGAAUGAGUCUAAGACCUGGACUGAUGCUCAGAGAUUCUGCAGACAGAAUUACACUGAUCUGGCCACCAUUGAUAACAUGGAGGAAAUGAAGAGGCUCAUUAAAACAGUACGUGGCACUUACUAUGGCUCAGCUUGGAUUGGACUGUAUGAUGAUCUGAACAGCUGGAGAUGGUCUCUGGAGAAUGCAGCAUUAGAGGGAGGAUUUAAAAGCUGGUAUGUCCAGACACCAGUGAACUCAGGUGGACGGAGUCUGUGUGUGUACAUGUCAAAUUACCAGGGAACAUGGAGUGAAAUCUCUUGCUCCUAUACACUUCCCUUUGUUUGCUAUGAUGGAAGAGCGAAUGCUAGUACAAGUUAUGUGUUUGUUUACCAGUACAAAACCUGGACUGAAGCUCAGAGUUACUGCAGAGAACAUCACACAGACCUCGUCAGUAUCAGGAAUGAGAAUGAAAACUACAGGGUUCGGUUAUUAAUUUCAUAUUAUUACACAGUUUGGAUUGGACUGUACAGAACCAGAUCUUGGUCAGAUCAGAGCAACUCUUCAUUCAGUAACUGGAGGACAGGACAGCCAGAUAAUGCUGGAAACAGUGAAUACUGCACUGCAGUGUCAUUCAGUGACUCUGGGAACUGGACAGAUGAAAACUGUAAUACUGCAUUUCCUUUCAUUUGCUACAGUGCAUCAUCACGUCAGUAUCACUUUGUGAAUGAAUCCAAGACCUGGACUGAAGCUCAGAGAUUCUGCAGACAGAAUUACACUGAUCUGGCCACCAUUGAUAACAUGGAGGAAAUGAACAGUCUGAUCAACACAGUUAAUGGGAGUUACAAUGGUUCAGCCUGGAUUGGACAGUAUGAUGAUGUGAACAGCUGGAGAUGGUCAUUGGAGGAUAAUGAUUUCUAUCAGGAAGGAGAGAGAGAUUUCAGGAACUGGUAUCAUGAACCAAACAACAAUGCUGGGAAUGAACUGUGUGUUUACAUGGAUUAUAAUGGAAACUGGUAUGAUUCGUCAUGUGACAACUAUUACACAUUUGUCUGCUAUGAUGGUAGAGAAAACACUUCUCAGAAGUAUGUUUUGAUAUAUAUGAGUAAGACCUGGACUGGAGCUCAGAGCUACUGCAGAGAGAAGUACACUGAUCUGGCCAGUGUGAGAAAUGAGACAGAACGUCAACAGAUACUGAGCCUCACACGUUAUUAUUAUUCUUAUAGUUAUUAUUAUGGAUAUACUGUAUGGAUUGGUCUGCACAGAAACAGACUGUGGUCAGAUCAGAGCAGCUCUUCCUUCACAUAUUGGCUGCCAUACACUCAAGGUGAUGUUGCACAACCAGAUAAUGGUGCAAAUGUCCCAGGAGAGCGGGGAGCUCAACACUGCACAGCUGUGUCUUUAAAAUACUUUGGCCAAUGGACAGAUGAGAGCUGCUUAGCCAGUUUACCUUUCUUCUGUUACAGUGAUGAGUAUGUGAUGGGAAUGCGAAUAGAAGUUACAAGUCUAGAAAAUUUGUCAGAGUCUCAGAUUGAAGAGCUUGUGAUUUUACAGUUGCAAGAGGAGCUGAUCAGACUCGGACUUCCCAGCAACGCCACCAUGCAUUUGAGAGACUAUCGUAAGAUCAAACCUUGAUGGAGGAGGACUAUGUUUUGCAGUUUCCAAUAAAUACACUUGUGGGCUCAAUACAUAUUCAAGCAUGAAAUUAUACAAUAAUCUCUUGACUUUUAUAAAUCAAUGAUCUAGAUAGUUUUUCUGUGUUGUUUAAUGGACCUAUUAAAUCAGUGAAGGGGUUUAUAAAAUACUAACAAUGAAUAUAGCUUGAUUUUCAGUGUCAGAGUGAUGGAAAAUUAUAACGUACAGUACAGUACAAUAUUCUCGUUACACUAAUUUUUGACAUGAAUGUGAUAUUUUGAUCUGAAUAUGAUUGAUAAAUGUAAGAUGAUGGUUUUGUUUUAUUUGAAGUUUUGCGUAACAAUGGUACUAAAUCUUGUCAAUAAAGUUGGUUAAAGUUUGAAA
Molecule: messenger RNA, 3619 nt
Organism: Megalobrama amblycephala (Wuchang bream)
Lineage: Eukaryota; Metazoa; Chordata; Actinopteri; Cypriniformes; Xenocyprididae
Product: macrophage mannose receptor 1-like
Exons: 12
Coding region: 44-3235 (1063 amino acids)
Source: RefSeq, a predicted model, not a curated record